Chinchilla lanigera (long-tailed chinchilla) is the source of this 1679-nucleotide messenger RNA. RefSeq names its product forkhead box H1 (gene Foxh1). Gene Ontology annotation, molecular function: DNA-binding transcription factor activity; sequence-specific DNA binding. The transcript has 3 exons. Bases 549 to 1661 code for a protein of 370 amino acids. Gene Ontology annotation, biological process: regulation of DNA-templated transcription. Lineage: Eukaryota; Metazoa; Chordata; Mammalia; Rodentia; Chinchillidae. The record is from RefSeq and is a predicted model, not a curated record.
CGAACUCACGACCUUGCGCUUGCCAGGCAGGCGCUUUGCUGCUGAGCUAAAUCCCCAGCCCCCAAGGAAGCCUUCUAAUCACAUUCAGCCCCCAGGAUUCAGGAUGCUCCUGAAUGCUCAGCAGCUUGACAAGGGCAAGUUACUCCCCAGCCUUUAGGUGGGAGCUGGAGCCCUGGCCCAGGCAAAGCAAUCCUGGGCCACAGGCCCCUUGAAGAUUUUCCUCCUACCUCACAGGAGAUGCCAUCACCCAAAGGCAACCCGGAAUGGGAUGGUGGCUUCAAGAGGUCACCAGAAGUCCCCACUGGAAUCCUCUCUGCCCCUCCCUUUCAGAUUAACUGAAACCUGCUAAUUGUGGCAGCCCUUGCAUGCUCCCCUCCCCCACAGCCUCUUCCUCUCUUUCCCCUCCCCCUUCCAUAAGAAUGAUAAAGGGUCUGGCCCGCCGGCUCUGACCCGGCCUCCGGCUCCGGCCCAAACUUGCCACACUCUCUGGCAGCCCUGAACCUCCUCUAAGCCAGGCUUUGGACCACGCUGCCAGCCCCCACACCCACAUGGGGCCCUGCAGCAACACCCACCUGGGGCUCCUGGAGGCAGAGUCACCCUCAAAGCCCCCCAAGAGGAGGAAGAAAAGAUACCUGCGACAUGACAAACCCCCGUACACCUACUUGGCCAUGAUCGCCUUGGUGAUUCAGGCUGCACCUUCCCGCAGGCUGAAGCUGGCCCAGAUCAUCCGGCAGGUCCAGGCCGUUUUCCCCUUCUUCAGGGAUGACUAUGAGGGCUGGAAGGACUCCAUUCGCCACAACCUUUCCUCCAACCGAUGCUUCCACAAGGUGCCCAAGGACCCUUCGAAGCCCCAAGCCAAAGGCAACUUCUGGGCAGUUGAUGUGAGCCUGAUCCCAGCGGAGGCACUGCGCCUGCAGAACACCGCCCUGUGCCGGCGCUGGCAGAACCGGGGCACGUGCAGAGCCUUCGCCAAGGACCUAAGCCCCUAUGUGCUGCACGGCCGGCCCUACAGGACACCCAGUCCUCAGCCACAGCCCAGCGAGGGCUUCAGCAUCAAGUCCCUGCUAGGGCAACCUCAGGAGGAGGCACCCUGGCCCCAGCAGCCUAACCCAGCUAGACAGUGCAGCCCAGCUCAGGCAGGCCUGGGGUGCAGUGGGGAGGAGGUGGUGCCCACUCCACCACUUCCCUCCUCUGAGAGGCCUCUAUGGCCCCUCUGCCCUCUCCAGGGGCCCACAACAGUGGAGGGGGACACUUCCCAAGGAACAGUCAUUGGGCCCUCGACACUGUCCCCACAACCCACAACCUGGCCCCUCCAUGUACUACAGGGUAGUCUAGACCCUGGGGGGCUGCCCAGUGGGGAAUGCAGAACCUCUUUGUGGGGACAGCUGCCCACCUCCUACUUGCCCAUUUAUACCCCCAAUGUGGUAAUGCCCUUGGCCCCACUGCCACCCACUUCCUGUCCCCAAUGCCCACCUUCAACCAGUCCAGCCUAUUGGGGGGUUGCCCCUGAGUCUGGAGCUUCCCCGGGGCUGCUGUGGGAUCUCGACUCCCUCUUUCAGGGGGUGCCACCCAACAAAAGUAUCUAUGAUGUGUGGGUGAGCCACCCUCGGGACCUGGCUGCCCCUGUCCCAGGCUGGCUGCUCUCCUGGUACAGCCUGUGAAGUUCCCAGGACAGGGGC